CAUUGCGUUUGUAGUUUUUUUUGUUUUCUCUCAGCCUGCUAGAUGGCCAACGCUUUAAAACGACAGGACUACAUUUCCUACAAGGAACAGGGAACCGAUGAAUGGAGCUGCUUGUGGGAGCUGUCGCUGGCGAGUAUCUCGUUUAUGCGCUGCGUGACGCGUGGCAGAAGAGGGCAUGAGCCAGGUCCCUAUGGAGUUCCCCGAAGACUUCAACCACUUGGAGCUACUUGAGACACACCACCAUCGCAUACCAGUUGGUUCCCACAGCCUGUGGCCUGAUGAGGAGGAGGAGGAUGAGGAAGAGGAGCGUGAGGGCAGGUGUGGGGAGGAGUGGUACCAGCAGCAGGAGCAGAGCAUGGAGGCCAGGCCUGGAGAGCUUUUGCUCUGGGCAGCUGAGAGGAACAGACUGGCCACGGUCCAGAGACUCCUUACUGCAGACGCUUCGCUAGUGGAGAGCCGCGACGAGGAUGGGUACACGGCCCUGCACCGCGCGGCCUACAGUGGCCACCUGGAGGUGGCACAAUGCCUGAUGCAUCAUGGGGCGGAGCUCCAUGCCAGGACGGUGGACGGCUGGACCCCGCUGCACAGCGCCUGCCGCUGGAACAACGCCGCUGUGGCGUCCUACCUGAUCCAGCAGGGGGCAGAAGUGAACGCGCAGACCAAUGGGCUCCUGACACCACUGCACCUAGCGGCGGGCAACAGCGGCGCACGGCAGACUCUGGAGCUGCUGCUGAUGCAGAGGCAGAUCCAGGCACAGCUGAAGAGCAGCAGCGGUGAGACGGCCCUCGAUAUCGCCCGCAGGACCAGCGCUCACUACCGCCUCUUUGAGAUCGUGGAGCCGUGUAACAAUAUCCUACCCUAGAGCUUGGGGGCGCCACUGAGGCCCUAGGAAAUGGGGGCAAAACAUCAAGGCGUGCAAAUGUGACCCAGAUCUAGUCCUCCAUUGUCUCCAGAUCAGCAGCAGACUUCACACAGUCACUCCGCUAAAAUGCAUCCUGUGAACCCAACACCAUAUCCAUCAGAGCGUAGAGUCCCUGCGGUGCGGGACGUGGGCAUUGCACUGAGAAUGUGACUUUGGCAUGCGUGCCCACCUUUGGGCAGCUGGCACUGUGCCCCACAUAGUGCAUGUGGAACGGGUGGCUCAUCCCAGCAGCCUUUGCAGUCGGCCACCAAGUGACACCGGAGCUGUGAAGGUUUCGCCAUGUCACAUGACCCCAUGCUCAGUGUUGUAAUAUUCACAAAUAUUAAGCAGUGCAACGUGAAUAUCGGGUGUAGUGUUAAGGCUGUAUGGUGCUCAUCUUUUAGAAAUCCGGAUCUGCAAAAUAAUCAUGUCAUGUCCAUGAUGCUUUCUUAAUCUGUAAUUGUGGAAUGAAAUACAAUCAUGAUGUCACUCUUCUAUGAAAUAGUUAGCAUUGGCUUUAAGUGUUCUGGUUAUUGCCUUCCGGAUGUUACCUAAAACCGAACUGAGAGGGGAGUUACCAAGUGACCAUGAAUAUGUGUCAGAUUCACUACAGUGACAUUUGGUGAAUAAAGUGUUUCCGUGAUAUAGCUACAAGUGUUGGCCAAACGUAACACUGGAUGUUUAACCUCUGCUGUCAUGUUUUCACAAGCUUGCACGCGUCCUGUGAGUGUGGUGAGGAUUAAAGUUUUCUACGGUGUACGCAGA
Messenger RNA from Paramormyrops kingsleyae, 1666 nucleotides. It is a transcript of the gene ankrd49, whose product is annotated as ankyrin repeat domain 49. Gene Ontology annotation, molecular function: protein binding. Lineage: Eukaryota; Metazoa; Chordata; Actinopteri; Osteoglossiformes; Mormyridae. The record is from RefSeq and is a predicted model, not a curated record.